UUUUUCUUCUGAAUAAUUUAUAUUAUAUAUUUUUUUUAAUUUUUUGUUUUUACUUUUAAUAUCUCUAAGUGAUUUGACAGGAUGGACAAUCCAGAUCAUGNUUAUAAAAUCAUUCAAUUUUUAAAUGAAACAACAAGUGAUGGCAAAUUGGCCAUUGAAUUUAUUCCUAGUUCUUGGAUACGUACUGAAGAUCAUCGAGAUUAUUGUUAUUUCCNAUUGAAAGAACAUUGGUCACGAUUAGAAGAAUGGGUGGAAAGAAAAAUUGAGCCCGAUAAAUAUUGGCAAAAAUAUUCUGAUUACAAAAUUUUAGGAUCUGCAGCUAAUUACGAACAAGGUUUGCGUCGACUUCACCGCGCUUUUUUUCGACCCUAUAAAACAUUAGAAUUUACAGAUUCAGAUUCUGAAAGAGGACGUCAAAAAAGUGAUCUUAUCUUAUCAAGAAGUGUGGCAAGACGCCUGCUUCGAGAGUCUGAAUCUUAUCUUUCCACAGUAAAAGAAGAGAAAAAUACGGAAAUUUGGAAUUGCAGUGAUGAUAGUCGAGAUGAUAGUAGAAGCAUACAUAAAGAUAACAAAAUUGUUCAUUGUAUUCAUAAAUCUGGUGAUGUAAACAACAAUCCUAGUAACAAUUCAAGUAAUUUUCAAGAUACGGAUGGAUCCCUGAAAUCUUCGGAGAGUUCUAAUUUUUCAAAGUCAAAAAAUAUACAUACUCUAACUCUCAAUCUCAAUAGAAAAGAAAGUAAAAAAAGAAAAGAGAAUUACGGAAACUAUAAAGGAAUACAAAACGUCAUAAGUAGCGACAGCGAGAGUGAGGAAAAUGAAGGGAAUCAUAAUUCUCAUAAAAAAGAAUUUGAGCAUAUUGGAAAAUUGCUCGAAAACAAAAAAAAGCGUGAAGAACUUUCAUAUAGAUUUGAAAAUUCAUCGAAUCAUCAUUUUCAACCAGAUGAAUUGAUUAAGCACGAUAAGAACAGUAAAAAACAUCUAAACGUAAUGAGUGUAGCAGAUUCUCGCUUAACAUAUUUGAAAGGAAAGAAUGAUGAUCCAUUGAGAGUCCAAGUCUGGGCCACUCCUGGUCAGGACUGGUAA
Pseudomyrmex gracilis is the source of this 1083-nucleotide messenger RNA. RefSeq lists its product as uncharacterized. The transcript has 6 exons. Bases 82 to 1083 code for a protein of 333 amino acids. Lineage: Eukaryota; Metazoa; Arthropoda; Insecta; Hymenoptera; Formicidae. The record is from RefSeq and is a predicted model, not a curated record.